Messenger RNA from Phascolarctos cinereus (koala), 4059 nucleotides. Lineage: Eukaryota; Metazoa; Chordata; Mammalia; Diprotodontia; Phascolarctidae. The record is from RefSeq and is a predicted model, not a curated record.
GGGUCUCCACCUGUUGCAUUUCAGUGCGCGCCGGCAGAGGCGGAGUUGCGGAGGGGAGAAGGUGGAACCCGCUGCUCGGUAACUGAGCAAGGAGGGUGCUUGGCAAGACGCUGGAGGUGGGGAGUGGAAGCAGGCUGGGGGGAAGUCCCCGACGGGGCGGCCUCAGAGGGGAGGAAGAUCCGCAGCUCAGCUGCUGCUUCCAGCAGCCUGGAGUGAAUCCAGGCUCCGGGGAAAAGCACCAAGCAGCGGGUGGCGGAUCACCAAGCACUAAACUCGGAUUUAUUUUUUUUUCUCCCCUGCUCUCUACCUUUGGGGACCUCAGCAGCAGACCUUCGAAAGUUUGUGUUCCAUGGAAGAAAGAUUGGGUAGCUCUAGAUACUGGAAAUACUGGAGUAUUUCUACUGAACAAGAGACUCCAAAAAUGGAAGAAUCUGAGAUUUGAGCAAGAAAAAAAUCAGCUGAGAUUCUGUGGUGCUGAAAGAAUUGGUGAAUCCCAGUGUAGGAUUCUGUGCAAGGGACAUCAGAACCAAGGUUCAUAAGAGCUUAGAUCUGGAAAGGACUUUAGAGCCCAGUCCAAACAUUUACACAGAAGAUACUGCUGGGUAGGAAUUUCAAGUCUGGAAAGAAAGAAAGAGCCUAAACUUAAGCCUGUAGAGGAUAUGACUUUGGGAGAUUCAAGAGGGUUGAGGUUUUCCUUUAGCCACGCGGAAACAAGAACCUCCUCCCUACUCCUUGUCACUAAGAGCCAAAAAUAUUAAGAGUGCUGGAACUGGGGAGGAGAGAGAAGGAGGAUCUGAAACUGGGCAGCAAGGAACAAACUGGCUUGGGGAAGAGGCAAUAGCCAAGAACUGCAACACGUUGCUCUUUGGAAGACAUCUGGUGGGGAAAGAAGAACCCUGGAGGAGACUCUGACUUUCUUCCUAAGGUACAAAGGCACCCUAAAACUGUCCAGAUAAGGCUUUAGCAUGGCACUGGUCUGAAGAGAAAAACAAACAAACAUUUCUUGGGAAGUGACUAUCAUGGGCAGCGCCAGUUCUGACCGACAUCAGUGUAAGGCAUCCUACCGUACUCUCACAAUAUAAAAACAAAUGCUUUUUCAUCAUUGAGCUGCCCACCUUUUCUGUCACAGUUAUCUUCCUCCCCACUCCCUUCCUGCCACCACAGUGGGUUGGAGAGGACCAAACUGGGCAAAAUUUCCUUAGGGACCUUGCCAGCCAUGGCAUGUCAGGGCUGCUGCUGCUGCUGGAGUGCUGGGCACCUCAACCAAGACAAUGCCAGAUUCUUGCUACUGGCUGUCUUGAUUGUCCUAUACAUGUUGUGUGGGGCAGCUGUCUUCUCAGCAAUUGAGAGAGCUCAAGAGUGCAGGGCAAAGGAGCAGUGGCGGGAGAAGUUACUAAACUUUAGCCUGACUCACAAUCUGAGCCUUGAUGAGCUUCAAGGUUUUCUCCGGGAUUAUGAGGAGGCCACAGCUGCUGGAAUCCGAAUCGGUGACAGCCGGCCCCGGUGGGACUUUACUGGUGCUUUCUAUUUUGUAGGCACUGUGGUGUCCACCAUAGGUUUUGGCAUGACAACACCAGCAACUGUGGGAGGCAAAGUUUUUCUGAUAUUUUAUGGUCUCAUUGGAUGUGCGGGCACCAUCUUGUUCUUCAACCUCUUCUUAGAGCGUCUGAUUACAGUCAUCGCCUUCAUCAUGAAGUCAUGCCAUGAAAGGCAGCUCAGAAAGAAGGGGGUGCUGCAAUCUGAUAACCAGAGAAGCUCUGGAACUUCCGAGGCAGACAGCAUGGUGGGAUGGAAGCCCUCAGUGUAUUAUGUCAUGCUGAUCCUGUGCAUGGCCUCCCUCAUCAUCUCCUGCUGUGCCUCGGCCAUGUACACACCCAUUGAAGGCUGGAGCUACUUCGAUUCUCUUUAUUUCUGCUUUGUGGCCUUCAGCACCAUCGGCUUUGGCGACCUUGUCAGUAGCCAGAAUGCCCAGUAUGAGAGCCAAGGGCUCUAUCGCUUUGGCAACUUUGUCUUCAUCCUCAUGGGGGUCUGCUGCAUUUAUUCCUUGUUCAAUGUGAUCUCCAUCCUCAUCAAGCAGUCCAUCAACUGGAUCUUGAAGAAAAUGGAAUGCCACUAUUGCCAGUGCCAAAGAAAAGCCUUACUCUUACGGAGAAAUGUGGUAACUCCCAGCAAUGUGCGGAGUGGGCAAGAAAUCUCCAUUGAGACAGAUGGCGUGAUCGAGAGUGAAACAGAUGGGCGUCGUCUCUCAGGAGAGAUGAUCUCCAUGAAGGACUUCCUAGCCUCCAACAAGGUCUCAUUAGCCAUACUACAGAAGCAGCUGUCAGAGACAGCCAAUGGAUGUCCUCGACAGGCCAAUGUGUCAGCCAGACACAAAGGAUUUUCAGGAGGGGUGGGAGCUCUGGCAAUUAUGAACAACAGGCUGGCAGAAACAAGCGGGGAUAGAUAGAUAGAGAGAAGCUCUGGACACUGGAAGCCAAGUAGAGGGCAAAGGACAGAAGGAGUUGUCAUCAAAGAGACCAAGCAAACAGAGCGGAACUGUCUGCCCUGCGAGGCCUUGACAACGGCUCCGUAACAUUGGUGGCAGUUUGGCAUCAUCUACGGGCUUGGCCCUUGGCAGAACUUUGUUCCCCCAAACAGCUGCCUUCCAAGGGACCUGUGUUGAAUGAAAUUGUCUUUCUUCCCCUUCUUUUUUUUAUAUAUAUAUUCCUUAAAUCUGAGACCAGCUCUAAAAACUAAUCACAGAAGCAUCACAGAGAAGAUUAAACUCUCUUCUUCUGGGUCAACUAAUGCCUUAAAAUUGCCUUAUUAUUUGUAUAGUGCUUUACACUUUACAAAAUGAGUUUCCAUUUCCAGUACCCCAUUUGAUCCUCACAAACAGGUAGGUCUUGGAGGUGUACAGGUCAAGGAUUACCUUCCCCGUUUUUAAAAAAAUACAGGUGAGGAAACCCUAGCUCAGAGAGGCCAAGCUUACACAGCAGUAAUAGGCAGUAGAAGAGAGACACCACGUUAGCUCUUCUGUGGGGUAUUAAACGUCAUACAGAGUGGUCUGGUUCAGCUGAGGAAGAGGAGAUGGAAGGGAGGGUUGUAUGUUUUAAGACUUAAUUUCUUGCUGUUUGUUAUCCUUUAAAUGGAAGAAGGAUCUUGAUUCUUGCUUCGCAACUUCAGAGUUGCUGACCUGUUAACCAAUGUCAAAUUAUCCCUUCAUUCUACACCUUCUUUAUUAGCUCGCUGGUUAAUCUCUGUCUCUUCUUCCCUCCCUCCCCAGUCUUCUCUGAACUAUAUAACUCAUACUCUUUCUUAAAAAGAGAAUUGUUGCCACUUAGAGCUAGAAGCUGACAGAGCAGCAUUUCCAAGUCCAGGGGGAAAAAACAUUUAUUUUGUAUACAUGGGUUUUGGUAUUUUUUUUUUAAUAGUGUUUUCUCCUUUAUGGUUGCUAGCCGACUGAGCAAGAAUUGACCAAGCAGUCAGAUUCCAUUUCAGGCUUUUGAAUUGCAAUGAGGAAAAACAUUCCUCUAUCUGUGCUUGACUGCCUCCUUCCUGAUUCUCACACAGCUCCUUUCCUUCUAUUAUAAAGUUUGGGUCUUGAUUAGAAUUCACGCUGAACAAAUCCAUUUUAUUCAGUAAUGUUAGCUGAGCACUUGUCAGGGACCCAGAGAGAAGAUCUGGAUUAAGCACACACGCGCGCGCACACACACACAUACACACACAUUCAUUGUAGGCAGAUAAACAAGCUGAGGUGACAUUCACCUGAUGCCUUUAAAAACCAUCCAGCAUCAUGUCUAGGUAAUUGCAGAAGGAUCCCUCUAAGGUGCGUAAGGAAAUGAGGCUGGGCCGUUUCUCAUCCUUUUCAUUCUCUGGUCUCUAUGCAUCAUCUCAGAACUGUUUCUAAGCCUUGCCAGCAAUGAGAAGAAAUUCCAAACAACCUCUUUCUUUAAUUUUUUCCUUUUUUAAUAUUAAAAGCACCUCACUUCCCAGUAGGGUUUGCAAGGCUAACUAAAGGAGGGGAAGGAAGGAGGAAGAAAAAAAGAAGAAAGGGAGGGAGGAAGGAAGGAGGAGGAA